GAUGACACAAUUUCGUCGUACUGAAACUUGUUUUAGUGCUGCGUGUGCUACGAGGAGUUAAAUUCGACUAAAAGAAGGUGACCGUUAAGAUUUUUAUUCACCAUAACAAAUUUAUUUUUUAAAUAAUGCCACGUAAUAAUUUUUAGUUGAUAAAAUUGCAGGGGCGUUUUUAGUAAACAUGCACAACGAUGUUUACUAGGUUUGUUUUUUGUGACGUUAUAACUUGUGUUUUCUAGCUACAUUAAAUAUUUCCACAAGAUGGCGCUAAACUUAGUUAAUCGGUAACCUGGUCUACAAACAAGUUUUGUCUAUGAUUCAUCAAGUUCUGGGCUCUGUGCACCACACAACCCUCUUUUAGGCAUCAGGGAUAAGUGUGAGUAGCAUUAAUAGAUCGGCAAAACACAUGUUCUAUCGGUAAUACACACCCCAAAAAACAUUCAGUGUAAUUUCCAAUCAAAGUAUUUGCCCUUAGCUACAUUUAAUAUAAAACAGACUACCAAAUUUAUAAGGCAAAACUUCCUGGCUCUCGCAGAUGUAAUUGCGCUUUUCCUGCUCUUUUUUUAUUUUAUUUAAACCCAAAUACACUGAGAAAUAAACACGAGGAGGGUGUUCACACCAGCAGACCACACAUACAUUGACCUCCCAUGAUAAGAGGACAGAAGAGACCCCUGUCCUGCUCAGACAAACUCGCCCACAUACACGGAGAGACCUGCCGAAGCGGAGACGCGCUGACACCGUGCGCUAUUCGCUCCCCGGGUGAAGCGCAGAUCUACCGGAGCCUACUGCCUGCCUGCCUCCCUGCCUGUGAAAAAGUGAUGCUGUCAUAGCCCCCCUGCACCGCGGACAGAGCCUAUUUCACUCCCCCCUCCUCCUCUCCGAACCUCCCCGGAUCCUCUGUGGCUGGCUGUCGGCGGCAGCAGUGCGGAUGUGGAGCCCGCAACGCAGCGCUCUACACCCGUUAGCAAGCACCGGAGAAGAAGAUGAAAUGUUUUUCCCGUUAUCUCCCGUAUCUCUUCCGCCCUCCGAGCACCAUCCUGUCCUCCACUUGCCACACCGAAGCUGACAUUAUCUCAACGGUGGAGUUUAACUCAUCGGGGGAGCUGUUGGCCACUGGGGAUAAAGGAGGCAGAGUGGUUGUCUUCCAAAGGGAGCAGGAGAGUAAGAGUCAGCCCCAGCGUCGUGGGGAGUACAAUGUUUACAGCACAUUCCAGAGCCAUGAGCCAGAGUUUGACUACCUGAAGAGUUUGGAGAUUGAGGAGAAGAUCAACAAGAUCAAAUGGCUUCCUCAGCAGAAUGCAGCAUAUUUCCUGCUUUCCACCAACGACAAGACAGUGAAGCUGUGGAAGAUCAGUGAGAGGGAUAAGCGCCCUGAAGGCUACAACCUGAAGGAUGAGGACGGACGGAUCCGAGACCCAUCCACCAUCACCACUCUACGGGUGCCGGUGCUUCAGCCUAUGGAUUUGAUGGUCGAGGCUACAGCCAGACGGGUGUUCAGCAACGCCCAUACCUACCACAUCAACUCCAUCUCUGUCAACUCCGACCUUCAGACCUUCAUCUCCACCGAUGACCUUCGGAUAAACCUGUGGAACCUGGAGAUCACCGACCGCAGCUUCAACAUUGUGGACAUCAAACCAGCCAACAUGGAGGAGCUGACGGAAGUAAUCACCUCUGCAGAGUUCCACCCGCAGGAGUGUAACACCUUUGCCUACAGUAGCAGCAAAGGUUCAAUACGCCUCUGUGACAUGAGACAAGCCGCACUCUGCGACAAGCACUGCAAAUACUUUGAGGAGCCAGAGGAUCCAUCCACUCGCUCCUUCUUCUCUGAAAUCAUCUCAUCCAUCUCUGACGUGAAGUUCAGCCACAGCGGACGCUACCUGAUGACAAGAGACUACCUCACUGUAAAGGUGUGGGACCUUCAAAUGGAGAACAAGCCGCUCGAGACGUACCAGGUUCACGACUAUUUACGGGGUAAGCUGUGUUCUCUGUAUGAAAACGACUGCAUCUUUGACAAGUUUGAGUGCGUCUGGAAUGGAUCAGACAGCGUCAUAAUGACCGGCUCUUACAACAAUUUUUUCCGAAUGUUCGACCGAAAUACCAAACGCGAUGUCACACUGGAAGCAUCCAGAGAGAACAGCAAACCCAGAGCUAUUCUGAAGCCUCGCAAGGUGUGUGUAGGUGGGAAGCGGCGUAAGGAUGAGAUCAGCGUCGACAGCCUUGACUUCAGCAAGAAGAUCCUUCACACGACGUGGCACCCACAUGAAAACAUCAUUGCUGUAGCAGCCACCAACAACCUAUACAUCUUUCAGGACAAGGUCAACUAAAGGGCAGCCUGCCCCCUGCUGACCCCUGACCCUGCACCUGUAAGGGGCUGCUGUCUUGAAUUCCCCGACUCUGCUGAUGACGACCAGGGUAAAAGUAUCCAGUGACUAAAGUGGGGGAAGUGGACAGCACAUGUUUUAGGAAGCAACAACUUGAUUCCUUGAAAUCAAGAAUGAACUUCUUCAAUUUGACUUAUAAUUUAAUUUAUUUAGCCAUGCGGACACCCGAAGAAUUGUUUCCCAUGCGUUUAUGCAACAAGAGGAUUGCUACCAUCACAUUAUGACGUAGCAGCACUCUGGACCCUAAGGACAGAGGCAGAUGUGGGCACAAUGAACAGAAAAUAGAGCACACUGACAGAAACCAGGCCUACGUGAUGGUGGCUCACUGUCAUGUAGCAACAGUGCCCCCUGUCUUUUGGUCUUCUCAUGCUGCAAUGCAUGUGAUCAACCCUGCAGCCUCUACGUGAGGCAAAAUUCCUGAACAGCGCAAUGUGCUGCAGAAGAGGAAAAGACUGUUAAUCUCUGACCCGCAGAAACUGAGUUCUCGCUGCCUGUGACACAACACAGACAGUCUUUCUAGUACCAAUCUCGUGUCUCCUUGUGAGACUGCUGUAGUCUGUAAUGUGAAUGAAGCCCUUCCAGGCUGUGUCAUUGGGUUUUAUUUAACGCUUUUGUUUUUGUUGAGUCCUUCUCUCGGUCAAUGAGUCUGUUUAGAAGCUGUGGUGCCUUCUUUUGGUAUGUGGGGGUU
This is a messenger RNA of Pundamilia nyererei, 3066 nucleotides long. It is a transcript of the gene ppp2r2ba, whose product is annotated as protein phosphatase 2, regulatory subunit B, beta a. The record is from RefSeq and is a predicted model, not a curated record. Gene Ontology annotation, cellular component: protein phosphatase type 2A complex. NCBI's taxonomy places the organism in Eukaryota, Metazoa, Chordata, Actinopteri, Cichliformes, Cichlidae. Gene Ontology annotation, molecular function: protein binding; protein phosphatase regulator activity. The transcript has 10 exons. Bases 981 to 2321 code for a protein of 446 amino acids.